This is a messenger RNA of Diatraea saccharalis (sugarcane borer), 1596 nucleotides long. NCBI's taxonomy places the organism in Eukaryota, Metazoa, Arthropoda, Insecta, Lepidoptera, Crambidae. The record is from the annotation of a GenBank genome assembly.
AUGUAUAUCAAUUAUUUUGUGAGUUAUCUAUUUUUCCUCGAUAUCGUCUACAUUGUGAAUAGUGCUGCGACCAAUGUACAGACGAGUACACAAGUAAGCACGGCUUGCUCUAACCGUGCGGCAUCGUGCGAAGCGAGCGUGGGAUCUAAACGGCCCGUCUGCGGGACGGACGGACGCACUUAUCCCACAAAAUGUCAUCUGUUAAAAGCCCAGUGCUCUUCCGAGCCGGUUGCGAUUGUACACAAAGGCCCCUGUAUUGAAGGCCAGUCGUCGUGCAUGAUCGCGUUGCGGUACGCCCUGAAGGCGCAGACCGGCCGGCGGGCGCCAUUCGUGCCAAGGUGCAGGGCGGACGGCACCUAUGCUGCCGUGCAGUGUGUCAACGCCGGAGCAUCAGCCAGUUGCUGGUGUGUCUCGCCGGACGGAAAACCAUUACCGGACACUGCCGUACGAAACGGCCGGCCUGACUGCACUAAGACUGGUAAAUCUCAAACAAGACGUCGUGCGUCGGUUCGAGGUCAGCGGAAUAAAAGAAGCUGCACUCGAACAGAUCGUGCUUUAUUCAAUGGGAACCUAAUCAAGAUCUUCAGUGGAGACUACGAAAGGGUACGAGCAGCCAACAGCGGCCCACCUGAACCCAGGGAGGUCGCCGACUGGAAGUUCAGGGAACUAGACCGGGACAAAAGUGAUACCUUGAGGAAAUCUGAGUAUAGAGGACUCAGGAGGCUUAUAAAAAAGGUGGUGAAGCCAAAACGCUGUGCUCGUGCAUGGGCACGCGGCUGUGAUGGCGAUGGCGAUGGAGAGAUAGCGCACGAGGAGUGGGUCGCAUGCUUGCUUGUCGACCCCGAACCACCCGCACCGGACUUGCUGCCGGGGAUAAUGCGGAAUUCUUUUGCACCGGACGGGCCCGAUGCAGAGUCCCGGCGUGAGGACGAGGCCAACGACUGUCUGACCGACAGGCAAGCUGUAUUGGACGAACAGAAAGCAGGUGGGUCAGUACUCUAUGUGCCUGAAUGUACGGGAGACGGACGGUACGCGCGGGCACAAUGCUAUCGCUCCACGGGCUACUGUUGGUGCGUCCACCAAGACACCGGCAAACCUAUUCCUGGCUCUUCUGUAAAGGACAGGAAACCGGACUGUGAUGCAGCACCUCAACACGCAAGCCCUAUGAGAGGUUGUCCUGAAAAAUCGAAGUUCCUGCGUGAUUUACGAAGUUUCUUUAUAACUAAGAUGACAACAGCGACAAACGGCACUGGACCUGGAGAAAUGGUGAGAUGGGGGGCAUCCAACGAGGAGCAGGCAGCUACUUGGACGUACGUUAUGCUCGAUAAAGACAAGAACAAAGCCCUAGAACGUAGAGAAUGGAAGGCGUUCCAUCAGCUGAUCGCGAACGUGGAACAACUGCGUCGGUGCGGACGCAAGUUGCCGCGUUACUGUGACGUGAAUCACGACACUAAGAUCAGCAUCACCGAAUGGAUGGCCUGUCUCGAAGUCACGCAGGCUUCACAGGGACCUAGCACUGAAGCAACGAAGCCACCACCAAACCCAAGAAGAAAAGGUCCCAAUCCACUAGAAUCGAUCCUAAAGGCUGAUGAUUGA